Messenger RNA from Brassica oleracea var. oleracea, 1855 nucleotides. RefSeq lists its product as uncharacterized. The record is from RefSeq and is a predicted model, not a curated record. Bases 583 to 1845 code for a protein of 420 amino acids. Lineage: Eukaryota; Viridiplantae; Streptophyta; Magnoliopsida; Brassicales; Brassicaceae. The transcript is spliced from 2 exons.
CCCUUGCAUUGCUGUGAUGAUGAUGAUGAUGAUGAAGCCAUUGCUACCAUAGGCAAUACGUUCAGUCUCAGAAGGUGUUAUUAUGUAGAUAUAUAAUAUUAUCUACUAAUGGGUUUCAUUUACUUUCAUUAUUAUUUAUGUCCUCUACGUAACAUUUUUUCCUUGUGAAAUUUAAAAGUUGACACUUUGGUGGCAAUAGUUUGUAGUAGUUUUGAGUCUACUCGUGAUUCUCUCUACUUUGUUUUUGUUUUCCCACAAUCUUUUCUUCUGUAUUGUUCAAUUACAAUGUUUCCUAUACUCUUUUGCUGUUGUUAAAAUGACAUUAAUUCUAAAAUAAUUCCUAUUUGAACUCGGAUAUUGCAUGCUUACAUAGAUUUUGUUAUGAGAAAAGCCGAAACAGUAAGAAGUGGGAAGCUGUUGUAGUGUUUCGAUGUUGGUGCCUGGUCAUCGAAUAAAUCGUAAAUUAUAAGUCAAAACGGUUACUGUUUAGUCAUUCUUUAUAAUUUUGUAAAUGACUAAAAAGAGGCUGAUCAACCUCCAUGAUGAUAACAAGAAGAGAAGAGAGUGAUAUAGAGAGAAACAAUGGGCUUAUUAUCGUCUCCGGUACUUGAACUAGCCCGGCCUUUUCUUCGAGGUGAGCUAGAGAAGAUCAACCCCAAACUCCCCUCGUUGAUCGCCGUCCUCAAAAGCGUCGGCGCCGGCGAGUGUUGGCACAAACACGGCAGCUUCCUACAUCACUUGGUCGAUGUCUACAAGAUCCUAAAGCUAUGGAAAGCUCCUGAACCCGUCUGCCUAUGUGGUCUAUUCCACUCUGCUUACUCCAACUCCUACGUCAACUUAGCCAUCUUCGAUCCCUCCACCGGACGUGACGUCGUCCGUGGACACGUAGGUGAGGCUGCAGAGUCGCUGAUCCAUCUCUUCUGCGUUAUACCGAGACAAACUCUGAUCCACGACGAGCUUCUCUUCAAGUACUCCGACCUCGAGCUCGUCGAGCAUCUUGAACUCUCUGAGGUUUCCUUGAGGAAGGCUAAGGAGGAAGGUGUUUUCGAUGGAGAGGAAGUGUGGAGGAAGAAGCUGAACGGUUUGGUGCCUGAGAACGGGGUCGUUGUGAAGCACAUCAAGACGGGUGAAGAGGUUCUUGUUUCGAGGAGAGAAGUUGGUGUUUUCUUACUGAUGACCAUGGCGGAUUUCAGCGACCAGUUUUUUGGGUUUCAAGACGAGUUAAUCUGUAACAACGACGGGAGAUUGGAGUUUAGAGGCAAUAACGUGACAGCGUUAUGGCCUGGGGACGGGAAACCUGGGCUGUGGAUGAACUCUAGCUCGAGAAUGGGUGGAAUAUAUAAUUUGAUAGUGAGAGAAGAAGAGAUUUUGAUGGAGCAGAGGAAAAGAGGUUAUGGUUCUGAGUUUGUGGCGAGGAAGGAGAGAGAUGAAGAUAUUGAGCUUGUGGUGCCUCCAGUCUUCAGCUUCUGCACCAAGGUACUAGAUGCAAUAGAGCAGAUAGAAGCAAGGGAUAUGUACUGGGAAGCUGUGAGCAGCGACGCGAGCAAAGAAGGGUACUUGGAGAGAGCAGAGGAGAGGUUGUUGGGGUGUAUAGAGAAGAAUCCAUUUGUGGGAGAGCCACAUGUGUUGUUGAGUCAAGUGUAUUUGGGAAAGAAGAGAUUCGUAGAAGCAGAAAGAGAAGCUGAGACAGGGCUUGUCCUGCUGUUGCAAUGGGGAAGUCCUUGGGACAAGAGGAUGUCAUGGGAAGGUUGGAUUGCUUGGGUUAGAGUUCUUCUCAUGAAGUCAAGUGAUCAGUCUUGGCCUGAUGUUUCUUGGGGGAUCUUGAACUUGGGUCUUGUCCGCUAAGAUUACAAUU